Molecule: messenger RNA, 3803 nt
Organism: Gadus morhua (Atlantic cod)
Lineage: Eukaryota; Metazoa; Chordata; Actinopteri; Gadiformes; Gadidae
Product: kynurenine--oxoglutarate transaminase 3
Exons: 15
Coding region: 231-1574 (447 amino acids)
Biological process (GO): biosynthetic process
Cellular component (GO): cytoplasm; mitochondrion
Molecular function (GO): L-kynurenine:2-oxoglutarate transaminase activity; pyridoxal phosphate binding
Source: RefSeq, a predicted model, not a curated record
AAAUUCGUAAUCGUAAAUAAAAGUAAAUGUAUUCAUUAAUGUUAACUUUUGGCGUGGCUUGGUGUGGCGCGGGGCGUGGUUUGCGGAUCGGGGGCGUUGUUAACGGAGCUGCUCCCUGAAGAGAAUCUGUGAACUCUGGACGCCGAUGUCCGAGCAAACUGCACAUUCAACCACCAACCCGAGACGACCAGGUGAAGCUUAAGUGACGGGCUGUUGUACGUGUGUCAAGGAUGAGUAUCGCCGGGCUGUCCCAACAUCUCUACAGGGUCAGCCAGCGGGCUGUUUGGCUGCACGGCGCACGACGGGUCUCCACCACCACAACAGGUAUAAUGUCCACCCAUACAAAUGCCAAGAGGAUCGAAGGACUUGACCACAACAUAUGGGUGGCCCUCACCGGCCUGGCCGCCGACCCCUCCGUGGUCAACCUGGGCCAGGGGUUCCCUGACCUCCCCCCCCCCUCCUACAUCACGGCGGCGCUGGCCAAGGCAGUGUCGGUCGACCGCAUGAACCAGUACACCCGCAGCUUCGGUCACCCAGCGCUGGUCAACGCCCUGUCCCAGGUGUACGGGAAGGUGUGUGAGCGCCCCAUCGACCCCCUGAAGGAGGUGCUGGUGACGGUGGGGGGCUACGGGUCUCUGUUCUGCACCAUGCAGGCCCUGGUGGAGGAGGGUGACGAGGUGAUCAUCAUCGAGCCGUACUUCGACUGCUACAUCCCCAUGGUGAAGAUGGCCGGGGCGACGCCCGUCCUCAUAUCGCUGAAGCUGUCGGAGAAGCAGAGCGGGCUCACGAGCGCGGACUGGGUCCUGGACCCGGAGGAGCUGGCCAGCAAGUUCACCUCCCGGACCAAGGCCAUCAUCAUCAACACCCCCAACAACCCCACCGGGAAGAUCUUCACCAGAGACGAGCUGCAGAUGAUCUCUGACCUGUGCAUCAAGCACGACGCACUGUGCUUCAGCGACGAGGUCUACGAGUGGCUCACCUACAAGGGCCACCAGCACAUCAAGAUCGCCACGCUGCCGGGGAUGUGGGAGAGAACCAUCACCAUCGGCAGCGCCGGGAAGACCUUCAGCGUGACCGGUUGGAAGCUGGGCUGGUCCAUCGGGCCGGAGCAUCUGGUCAAACAUCUGCAGACCGUGAUGCAGAACACCAUCUACACCUGCUCCACCCCUCUACAGGAGGCCGUGGCCCAGGGUCUCGUGCGGGACUACGAGCGUCUGGGUCAGCCCGACUGCUACUUCUCCUCGCUGGCGGCGGAACUGGAGGAUAAGAGGGACCGCAUGGCCGCCAUCCUGCGGGAGGCGGGCAUGAACCCCAUCCUGCCUGAGGGGGGGUACUUCAUCAUCGUGGACGUCACGCCGCUCAACGUGGAUCUGUCCCACAUGCCAGACGAGGCCUAUGACCUCAAGUUCGUCAAGUGGAUGAUCAAAGAAAAGAAACUGGCCGCCAUUCCUGUGACGGCGUUCUGUGGAGAAGCGUCCAGGAGCCGCUUUGAGAAGUACAUCCGUCUGUGUUUCAUCAAGCGAGACGAGACGCUGGACGCAGCAGAAGACAUCAUCAGGAACUGGAAGAACUAGGAGGUGAAACAUCUCAUCGCUAACUCAGGAGGAAAUGAAGGCACAGAGAUCCUAACCUUGGUGACCUCAUAGCUACGGCCAUGCUUACUCGGGAGGUGAAUCAACUACCAGCAGAACUAGAAUGUGAAAAUAGUUUAUAUUUAUUUUGUCAUUCGACAAAUGCAAUGAAUCGAAGAGAAGAAGGAUUUGAUGGAAGAGGGCCCUGUGAUCUUCUAAAGUAAACCCUCUAAAGGAUAUUCUGGGUCCAAACACCACUGUUCUGCUACAUCACACAUCGAUCUCGACUGCUCUGAAAUUUAGAAUUAAAGUGUGCCUUUCUGUACAAACAUUAUUGUCAUGUGAUCUCUCAUGGUCUCCUCAUCAUAGGCUGUUAUAAAAAUGAUUCGUUUCGACAAAUUUGACAUUUCCUUGCGAAGUAGUAUCAUUACUGGUGUGUAGCGCCCUCUGCUGGGCAGACUGGUUCUGCUCAGCGACUCGGACACCAGUCGCACCACAAGUUAGCUGUAUGUGUAAAAUAAAGUUAUCAAAGGUUGUUUCUUCUGAAGACCUGUGUUAGCCUCUACUUGGUCGAGAGACAUUUCAGUGGUUUCCAACAACAACCCGGCGACGUCACCGAUCAAUCGAUAUGUCAUGGGGAGUAUCGAUGUCUUCUCUUUCCGAGCACACGUCAACGUUUGUUCAAAUUAGUUAAUUGGACUAAAGUUCGUAAUACAUCCGAAACGUUCACUGAACCCUUGCUAGUGGCUGAACGCCUCUCAGGACAGUAUCAGUGACUUUGAAAAUUACUGUCAAAGACCCAUAGAACAAAAUAAACGAUGUUAAUAUAUGUCUGGAUGAGCAGAAGGCUCAUAUACUGGCUCCAGUCAAACACAAUAUAUAAUGUAAACUGGCUCUAGUCCAACCAAAUGUAUUGUAGCACCAGGGCUAUGUUCAUUGUAUUGUUUAUACCACUGCUAUUGGUUGCUGAUGAGUUCCCAUCAUGCUUUGCUUUGUGAGGAGUUGGUGAGGACGGUUAUGGUGCGUUCCAGAGCCCAUCCAAAGCAAUGGGAUGUGGGACUUAUCCUACCUGAACUGCACUAGCUCCUACUUGGUGAAGUGGCGGUAGGUCGAUCACCCCCCAGUUCGCUAGUAGGAGGUUGGAUGUUCCACUUCGACAGGCAUUCCAGUGCCCUUUUCUUAGUUGGAGGUAGUCCCACGUCCCACUGGUUUGUAUGGGCUCUGGAACGCACCAAAAGUCAAUGUUCUUGGUUAAGUUAGGUCUUGGGCAAUGAUACAAUAAAGUCAACGAAAGAAUAUCACGCCUCUGCUUUUGACUUCCGCCACAGUAUAAUAUGUACUGGCUCGAGUCCAACAUAAUAUAUAUAAUAUAGAUUGGAACCAGACCUGCUAUACCAUAGUAUAUAUAAUAUAUUUAACAUUUUCUAUUUUGGCCCUAAAGUAUGACUGUCCCGUGGGUAAAUCUCAUGUGUUGUUGUUAGCUACACUGACUGACUCGUACGCCACGGUUUCACUCUUACAAAUCAUUAUCCCAAGAUGAAAUAUUAUAGACAUGCAUAGAUUCACCUUAAUCCUUUGAGCCAGGUGUGGGCAACCUUAUUGUUUCAGGAUUCAAAGAAUCGGAUGAAUUAUUGAUUCCAUUCGACUGAACUAUGGUCCAACACUUCCAAUCCACCUCUGUAGAGUCUGGAAGACCAACUGUGACUGAGGUUAUAUAAAUACAACUGACUUGACCUGUGGGUUAACCUUUACGAAGAGCCUUGUUAAUUAGCUUGUGACAUAGUCACUGUGUGAGCAGAUUUUCCAUGAAAUAUUAAUGUAUAAUCUGAAAAAUACCUUUUAAGAAAAGUGAAUGAUUUGGGCAAUCGCUUUUCUUAAUUGGAUAAACUAAAUAAAUAUGAUCUAAGUGGGGAUAGUAGGGCUAUUUGUAAUCAUGUGUUAGACCCUCGUCAUUCAGUUGAAGUACCACUAGGGGGAGACAGAGUACAGGACUUGACAUGUUUUUCUGUAAACCGGGGAAGAAAAACAUUUGCAUUGAUAUUAAACUGAUAUGACAUUGAUAUGAAACUAGCCUCAGAUUAAAUUUUCAAGUAACAAAUUUAAGUGAUUAAAACGGAAUUGUCUUCACAUUAUUGUCUAUUCGUCUAAAUUGUGGCUGGAUGUUAUUGGGAACCUUGUAUGGCCAUGGCCCUAGCUUUUCUGUGCUGUCAAUAAAAUACCUUGUUAAUAUAG